AUGAUGAUGAUGAUGGUGAUGAUGAUGAUGAUGAUGAUGAUGAUGAUGAUGAUGAUGAUGAUGAUGAUGAUGAUGAUUGAUGAUGAUGAUGAUGAUGAUGAUGAUGAUGAUGAUGAUGAUGAUGAUGAUGAUGAUGAUGAUGAUGAUGAUGAUGAUGAUGAUGAUGAUGAUGAUGAUGAUGAUGAUGAUGAUGAUGAUGAUGAUGUAUGA
Cercopithifilaria johnstoni is the source of this 210-nucleotide messenger RNA. Lineage: Eukaryota; Metazoa; Nematoda; Chromadorea; Rhabditida; Onchocercidae. The record is from the annotation of a GenBank genome assembly.